Messenger RNA from Epithele typhae, 1719 nucleotides. RefSeq lists its product as uncharacterized. The coding region runs from base 1 to 1719 and encodes 572 amino acids. Gene Ontology annotation, molecular function: protein binding. The record is from RefSeq and is a predicted model, not a curated record. The transcript is spliced from 3 exons. NCBI's taxonomy places the organism in Eukaryota, Fungi, Basidiomycota, Agaricomycetes, Polyporales, Epitheliaceae.
AUGAACACAGAGCAUCUCCCUCCACCCCCCUCUCCUUCGCUCCAGUCUAUCAACUCAGACGAUCUUGGGACAACGAAUGACCUGGACGAACUUGUGCAGUAUGAAGCCAUCGACCAGUAUCAACUUGUGCAGCCUGCUCACGCUGCCAUGCGGCCGAAGGCUCCUCCUCCCUUCGAUAGCCUCGACGCAGGGAUAGUGCUCGGGUCCCUCGACGCCAUCGACUUCCGCGUUCGGAAGGAGAUCCUGCUCGAGGCCUCUCCCGUCUUCGCGCGACUCCUGCUGUCGAAUGGCAGUCCCACCGUCCUGGAGAUCAACGCCGCCAGCGACGCCAUCGAGCUCGUCCUGCGCAUAUGCUACCCGAUCAUCAACCCGAAACUCAGCUACCUCCCUUUGGACCUCCUCCAGCGGACUCUCCGCCUGGCAAAGGACUACGCCCUCACCCUCCCUAUAUCGGUCAUCGAAGAGGAGUUGGCUGCACGCGCAGCUAGAAGCACUGGUCUUCAGGAGUUGCCCACCACACACCAGAACAACCACGAGAAAACUGAGCAUCGACUUCAAAAUCAACGCUCGGAAUAUUAUCAACUUCAGGGAGCCAUAGCCACACCGCUCCGGCCUCGGAAAAACGACACAACACCACCUUCGUCCACUGCCCAAAGUCUGCCUGCGCGGGUCAAGAAGAAACGGGGGUCCUCCAAGGCCGAUUCCCCUGACGCGGAUCUCUCGUUCCAUUCAUGCGAUGGGGUCGUGUUCUGCGUGAACAAAACCAAGAUUGGGAACGCUUUACCGACUCUCCAUGCACUCAAGGACGCCAUCCCGGGAGUCGUUUUUGGGUCGGCGCCUCCAAGUAAGGGUCCUGAUGUGAAGGUCGGCCCCAAGAAGAAGAGUAUGAACAGGGAUUCCGGGAAGGCCCAGUUAAGAGAGCAGCCGACUGAGAGAAGGGGCGAGAAGCAGGUGCUCUCAACAAUCUGUGCAGUCUCAGGAAUCCCGGUCAAAUCCGCGGGCGCGACUCUGUCGUUUGUCCUGAACACCUGCUACUCGGAAUCCCCCGUCGCCGUCGCCAACCUUGCGUCCGGGUCCCGGGUCCGUGAACUCCUGGCCGCAGUCGCGAAGUACAGCAUAGCCUUCGACGCUAGGGACCUACAGAGCAAGCUACGCGAUCUCGCCACAAAAGACCCGGUGCACGCAUGCGUUCUGGCGACCCUCGCCGGGUUGGAGCCUCUCGCGAAGCGCUGCGCGAAGCUCACGCUGAAGAUUCCCCUGCCCGACAUGGACACGGAGCACGGGGAGCACUUCCCCGCUGCUCCCUACCACCGCCUCAUGAAGUAUCGGGAGGCCUGCUCCGCAGCCGGGAAACGCAUACUCCUCGAGAUCGCGUCGCGUCCCCCACUGCACCCUUCGGAUACCGCGGAUCUGACCUCCAGCCAUGCAGCAGUCGACGCCGAGACUGCUCCGACGAAUGACAAGCCGGAAACAGCUUCGGUCACAUCCGAGGUGGAAGCAUGGUUGCGGGACCAAAAUGUUCAGCACAUGGCUUCCGUCGUCGACGACUACGACCCGGGGUACACGUUUUCCCCGGAGUUCCCAGUGGCCAUGUGGAAUCAACCCCUCACCGCUGGCGAGCUUUGGUGCGGCAGCUGCGGAGGGUUUUCACAGCAGCUAUGCCUAUCAUGUGAGGUCUUGCACGACAUGCCGUUCGUUGUGGACGAGAUCGAGUUCUAA